AUGGAAAAUUCUCAAAUGAGAGUCUGCAAUGGCGCCAUCAUUGUUUUCCUUUUGUUUUUCUCAACCACUGAGGCCAAUUACCUCAACCUGGUUAACCAGUUCAUGGCUCCUCAAAAUGCUGCUCGUGCCGCCAAUAGAAUGCCACCAUUGGUGUGGGAUGAAAGGCUCGCACAUUAUGCUCAAUGGUAUGCUAACCAAAGGCGUGAAGAUUGUGCUUUGAGGCACUCCAAUGGACCUUAUGGAGAAAACAUAUUUUGGGGUGGUGGCGAUGGUUGGAUACCUUCCGACGCGGUUGCUGCUUGGGUGUCCGAGAGUAAAUGGUACAAUUACUGGUCUAAUUCCUGUGCCGGAGGGCAGGAAUGUGGGCAUUAUACGCAGAUAGUGUGGAGCAGUACCAAAAGAGUUGGGUGUGCCAGGGUGGUUUGCGAUGGAGGGAAGGGUGUUUUCAUGACUUGCAACUAUGAUCCUCCUGGGAAUUUCAUCGGAGAAAGACCUUAUUGA
Molecule: messenger RNA, 501 nt
Organism: Gossypium arboreum
Lineage: Eukaryota; Viridiplantae; Streptophyta; Magnoliopsida; Malvales; Malvaceae
Product: pathogenesis-related protein PR-1-like
Exons: 1
Coding region: 1-501 (166 amino acids)
Cellular component (GO): extracellular region
Source: RefSeq, a predicted model, not a curated record